AUGUCUUCCCCUGAAAUUGCUUCCCUUUCGUGGGGUCAGAUGAAGGUGAAAGGCUGCUCCACAACAUACAAGGACUGCAAAGUCUGGCCAGGAGGAAGCCGAACCUGGGACUGGCGAGAAACUGGGACUAAUCAUUCUCCAGGAGUGCAACCAGCUGACCUUGAAGAAGUUGUCAAGAAGGGUGUUAAAACUGUGGUGAUUGGUCGUGGCAUGAGUGAGGCGUUGCAGGUUCCAGCAUCCACUGUGGACUAUCUGAAGAAAAACGGGAUCGAUGUGUUGGUGUUGCAAACAGAGAAGGCUGUGGAGCAGUACAACACCCUGGCUGCACAGGGUGUCAAAGUAGGGGGGGUCUUCCAUUCAACCUGCUGA
Nestor notabilis (Kea) is the source of this 369-nucleotide messenger RNA. RefSeq names its product adipogenesis associated, Mth938 domain containing (gene AAMDC). Gene Ontology annotation, biological process: positive regulation of fat cell differentiation. Gene Ontology annotation, cellular component: cytoplasm. The coding region runs from base 1 to 369 and encodes 122 amino acids. The transcript has 3 exons. Lineage: Eukaryota; Metazoa; Chordata; Aves; Psittaciformes; Psittacidae. The record is from RefSeq and is a predicted model, not a curated record.